AUGCAUGAGCAUACGUGUCGGAGACUUCCCAGGGUCUUUUCGAGGUCAUGUCGGGUCGACAGCUUUCCUGACAGGAGCGAUUGGACACGUAGUUGUGCCUUUGCGGUUUUUGCUAACGGCAUGGACGCGGUGCCGGUGGAUAAGUCCCACGUUAAGACUGGUGGGUCCGAGCGUUGCCAUCAUCGCAAGUCGGAGAGCAUUGUUGGCACACGACAGUCGAUGGCCGAUAUCUUGAUCGAUAAGAAUUUGAUCGUCGAUGGAGCAGUGAUGCGGGCGAUUCACGUGAGACUAGCCACGAGAUGCCGUUGCCAAAUGCGCAGUAGAUAUUGGGGCUACCACACCAGCCAAAGGGGGCUGACAUGUCGAUGCCGAUUACUCCGGCUUCUGGGACUGCGAGUCCGAACAAUGCGCUUAGGUGGCGAUAGGCCGAUGCCACGUCACCGACCAUGCCCUUAA
This is a messenger RNA of Aphanomyces astaci, 456 nucleotides long. RefSeq lists its product as hypothetical. The transcript is spliced from 3 exons. The coding region runs from base 1 to 456 and encodes 151 amino acids. The record is from RefSeq and is a predicted model, not a curated record. Lineage: Eukaryota; Oomycota; Saprolegniomycetes; Saprolegniales; Verrucalvaceae.